UUUAUUUUUGCAGAUUGCAACUUCGUAGUGCAUGAUCGCUGCCUCAAGAACGUGGUUUCCCCGUGCUCGAGUGUCUCCGCCAGCCAGAUCAAGAAUCCAGUCGCUCAUUGUUGGUCGGAACCAUUCCAUCACAAGAGGAAAUACUGCAAUGUUUGUAGAAAAAGGUUAAUGGAUGAUGUCGAUUCCAUUCACUGUGAAAUAUGCGACUACUUUGUGCACAUUGAAUGCCAGGAUUUUGCUGUGGCUGACUGCAUGGAGAACGCGACGUAUCUUCCGGGGAAGCAGUUGGUGUACGUUCACCAUCAACACCACUGGCGGGAAGGGAACUUGCCAACAAACUCCAAAUGUGCCCUCUGCAAGAAAACCUGCUCGUCCAUCGAGUGCCUUUCCGGCUAUCGAUGCGAAUGGUGCGGAAUGACUUGCCACGCGGUUUGUCAUAAUGGUAUAUCAAGCGAGUGUACAUUUGGCAUAUUGGAGCCGAUUUACCUGCCACCACAUGCUGUAAGCAUCCCGCGGACGGAGGUACCCAUGGAGGCAAUUAUCGGAGUACAAGUCAGAAGAAAGGAUACAUUGUCUCUCAACGGUGCCGAAAGAAGGACUGCUUUAACCGGGGUCAUAACGCGUCUGUCCAUUUUGUUGCCCAAUUCUUGCCAGGGCAAAACCCACCCCGUUUCCCCUUAUUUUGGAGCACGGAGUACCUCUGAAGAAUUCAGCAGCGGAGAUGCCAGCCGGUCUAGGGAUUCUGAGGACUAUGCACAAACUCAUUUACCUGGUAAAGAGAGGCAGGACAAGCAGAACAAGGAUAAGGAGGAUAGAGACGAAGAGGUUGUAAAAGUGUAUGACGGCAACAACUCGGUGCGAAGAAAGAUAUUUAGGACUAUCGUAGUUCCCAGACAAGCUACAUUAAAAACUGUUUUAACUCAGGCAUUAAGGUCUUUCCACAUAACCAAGGAUGCCAGUUCGUUUCAUCUAACCGAUCUUUACGCGCCCGACGAAACGGUUUUGCAGGAUCCCACACCAAUUCUAAAUCUUCACAGAAAAGAAGGCAAACGACCGGCUGUGUACCUCAGGUUCAAAGACCGUGACAAUGACAAAGGCGAAGUGAGGGUGUACCCAGGAAAAUUACAGGUCUCUCAGGCUUUUUGCACGGUGCCUGUCGAUUCGGAUACCAAAGUCAGCGAUCUCAUUCGUGAAGCGCUUAAAAGAUUCGACUUGGAAGGUUACAACAGCGAGGACUAUCGGUGUAGUGAAGUUCUGCUGGAUCGAGGAGUUACUGAAAGAGUACUUUCAUGGGACGAAAGGCCAUGGGAGAUCAUGAAGCAACUGGGUAAAGACAGUAUCAGACAAAUGGAGCUGAUGCGUUUCUAUCUACAGCUGAAGCAGGAUCCUCACGGGCCAAAUUUAGCUUUGUUUGUGGGAAACUUGCCACCAAAUCUAUCGGAAAGAAACUAUGAAAACAUUCUGACCGAAUUUCUAGGAAAAGAAAACAAGUUUUCCAAAAUUGGUCCGAUUUACUACGAAUAUGGAUCAAUGGUCAUAACGUACGAAGAUUCGGAUAAGGCUGUCAGAGCUCUAUACACUUUGCGUGAAUCUAAAUAUGAAGACAAACAACCUUUACUUGUGAUGCUUUUGCCAAAUAUAGAACCUUCGAUGAUACCUCAGGGAGUGCAACCACUGUUAGUUUUUGUAAAUGUAAAAUCGGGCGGUUGCCAGGGAUUGGAGCUGAUAUCGAGCUUUAGAAAGUUGUUGAAUCCCUAUCAAGUGUUUGACUUGGACAAUGGUGGACCGUUGCCAGGUCUAUAUGUGUUUAGAAACAUUCAGAACUAUAAAAUACUCGUUUGUGGCGGGGACGGUACGAUCGGUUGGGUGCUUCAAUGUCUAGACAAUGUCGGUCAGGACUCUCAGUGUUCGUCGCCUGCUUGUGCUAUUGUACCUCUAGGAACAGGUAACGAUUUGGCCCGCGUAUUGCGGUGGGGUCCCGGAUAUACCGGAGGCGAGGAUCCGCUGAACCUCCUCCGGGACGUGAUCGAUGCCGAAGAGAUCCGUCUGGACCGGUGGACGGUGGUGUUCCAUCCGGAGGACAAAGCGGACGAUAGCGUCAAGCAGGUCAACUCCACCGGUAAGAAGAGGCAAAAACUGUCCAAAAUGAAAGUGACCAAUGAGCAAAUUAGAAAAGCAGUUGUAGCAGGUUCGACGAGCGAGGACAAUUCGCAAAUAUUCGUGAUGAACAACUACUUCGGCAUCGGCAUCGAUGCGGACCUGUGCCUCGAUUUUCACAACGCUCGCGAAGAAAACCCCGGCAAGUUCAUCAGCCGGCUGCACAACAAGAGCGUCUACGUGAAGAUGGGCCUUAGGAAGAUGGUCGGGCCAAAGAUGUGCAAGGAUUUGCACAAGGAAGUCAGGCUGGAAGUCGAUGGGAAACUCGUCGAACUACCUCAAGUCGAAGGCAUCAUUAUUCUAAAUAUCUUAAGUUGGGGUUCUGGUGCGAACCCUUGGGGCGUUGAGAAAGAUGAUCAAUUCUCAAAGCCCAAUCAUUGGGACGGUAUGUUGGAAGUGGUCGGUGUUACCGGUGUGGUGCAUUUAGGUCAAAUCCAGUCUGGAUUAAGAUCUGCCAUGAGGAUUGCACAAGGCGGCCACAUAAAAAUUCAUCUAAAUUCCGACAUUCCCGUUCAAGUGGACGGCGAACCAUGGGUUCAAAGUGCAUGCGACGUUGUGGUACUUAAAUCAGCGUUAAAGGCCACGAUGUUAAAGAAAAUGAAGGGUAAAAUGAAGAGGCGCAAUACGGAACCCACGAUGCUGGUGUCGCCGGGAGCGCAGUUGGCACCCCUGCCAUCAAACGAUGGCGAAUCACCAACAGAUCCAAACAACACCACGUUUUAA
This is a messenger RNA of Brassicogethes aeneus, 2880 nucleotides long. The record is from the annotation of a GenBank genome assembly. NCBI's taxonomy places the organism in Eukaryota, Metazoa, Arthropoda, Insecta, Coleoptera, Nitidulidae.